Molecule: messenger RNA, 828 nt
Organism: Volvox carteri f. nagariensis
Lineage: Eukaryota; Viridiplantae; Chlorophyta; Chlorophyceae; Chlamydomonadales; Volvocaceae
Exons: 9
Coding region: 1-828 (275 amino acids)
Biological process (GO): nucleoside phosphate metabolic process; ribose phosphate metabolic process
Source: RefSeq, a predicted model, not a curated record
AUGGCGGGCCCUGCCCAAAUGCCCGAAGCCUACCCACAUGGCUUAAAGACUUUGACCCCAGGAAACACCAUCGUCGAGGCGCUGCAGAUCCUGGGUCCCGGAUUCCGGUUGGUGCCCCUUGAUGGCAACUCGCCGUACGUCAAACCCAAGGCGGCGCUGUACGACUUCAACGGCAAGGAACGCCGUUGGGACGUCGUGGAGAGUCAUGCCAGUGUGGGUGUGGUGCUGUACCAUCGGGACCUAGACGCGUUUGUGAUUGUACGGCAGUUCAGACCUGCGGUGUACGCGAGCCUCCUCAGAGAGGCCGAGGCGGCUGGCCGACACCCGCCGCCCUUCAAAGACGCCUUCACGUAUGAGUUGUGCGCGGGGCUAAUCGAUAAGUCCAAGUCGAACGUCGAAAUCUGCCAAGAGGAGAUUCUCGAGGAGUGCGGCUUCUCAGUCCCCCUAGAGGCCAUUCGGGAGGUCGGGGUGGGCAUCUCCUCAGCCGGAACACAAGGGUCUCCACACAUCAUGUACUACGCUGAGGUCGCCGCACUUCAAGAACGCCUUUUGGUGGACUCCUCAAUGGCGGUCGAGGGUGCCGGUGGCGGCCUGCUAGGUCACGGCGAGUGCAUAGAGGUGCUGGCGCUGCCCCUGGAUCUCAGCCAGGACUUUGUGAUGGACGGAAAACUGCCCAAGAGUCCGGGCCUUAUGUUCGGACUGACGUGGGCGUAUUUCAACAAACUUAACGGUAAUCUUGGGCCACGGGGUAACGGCCCCGCCAACGGUAAUUGCGCCAAUCCGCUGCUUACAGAGGAGCUGGUGCUGAAGCCCGUGUUACCUGCUUGA